AUGCCGCGGAGGACGCACCGGAAAUCGCGCAAUGGCUGUCUAGAGUGUAAAAGACGUCAUAUCAAAUGCGACGAGAAACAUCCGCUCUGCGGCAAUUGCCGCAGCUCGGAACGUGCUUGCGAAUACGCGGAUCGGUUCAGAAGCAGCACGACUAGAUCCCGACGAAGUAAUGCUUCGACUCCAAGUAACCCUGGGCCGAGUCCCAAUGCUGAGCCAUCGUCACAGCGUUAUUCGGUUGAAGCAACCGCAUCGGAGACGACCAGCUCCGAAUAUCAGUCUGUCAAUAUGGUUCAUGCAGAGCUCAUUUAUCAUCUCGCCACUGAGACUCUCCCUUCCUUAGGCGAUCUUGCAGCCCCCUGGAGACUGACUCCGGAAAUCAUGCGCGUCGGAAUGUUGACCCCCUACCUUCUGAAUGAGCUCCUGUCUCUCAGCGCUCUGCAUUGCAGUAUUGUCCGCCCUGCGGAGCGCGAGCGGUACCGCCGCCACGCCGCCCAGCUCCAGACUCACGCGCUGGAGAUCUUCGGCCAGGAGCAACGAGGCAUUACUCCGGAAACAUGCGUCCCGAUGUUCCUCUUUUCCUCGAUUCUCGGUCUGCAUAUGCUCUGCGACACCAUCGUCUAUCGUGCGGAGACCAGUUUCGAUGGAUUCCUCGAUCAAUUCGUCCACUACCUCAAGUUGCACCGCGGCGUGCGAGCCAUUACCGCGGAAUCAUGGGAUGCUCUACGUGGGUCGAUACUGCAACCAAUGCUCCAGCAUGGGCAGGAUAUGUUUCAAUGCGGUGCGGACCUGAGCUCGGAGUGCCGGGAGCUCAUGGAUCUGAUUGAGGCGGCUCGGUUGGGCGAGCAGACGACCUCGGUUUAUAGGGGGGCAGUGCGUGCGCUGCACAUCUCAAUGUGCGCAUCGGGGCUGACAAGUGGUACCGCGGGAAUGAAAUACUAUAUCGGUGGCAUCACUGGGUGGCCGGUCAUCGUUGAAUUGGAAUACGUGGAUAUGUUGGAACAGCGUCGCCCGGAAGCGCUCGUCAUCUUGGCGUGCUACGGUGUGAUCUUGCAUCACGCGAGGAAUAUGUGGACUUUUGGCGACGGGGGACGGUUCUUGAUCGAGGCCAUCGGGUCGCAUCUUGGACCUCGGUGGGAUGAGUGGAUGGAGUGGCCUAAUCGGAUACUAGGAGAAUCGCGGGAGUGAAAAUUAUUUUGCACUGUUUAUAUAUCUGGCUUCGGUGCGGCCGGGCGUGUAUAGAUACCCUUCUGGUUAAUGUAGGAGACUUCCCCUUUCCCUGAUCCGGAGGCUGUCAGCUGAAUUAUCAGGA
Messenger RNA from Aspergillus saccharolyticus JOP 1030-1, 1309 nucleotides. RefSeq lists its product as uncharacterized. Gene Ontology annotation, molecular function: zinc ion binding; DNA-binding transcription activator activity, RNA polymerase II-specific. The transcript is spliced from 2 exons. Lineage: Eukaryota; Fungi; Ascomycota; Eurotiomycetes; Eurotiales; Aspergillaceae. The record is from RefSeq and is a predicted model, not a curated record. The coding region runs from base 1 to 1185 and encodes 394 amino acids. Gene Ontology annotation, biological process: regulation of transcription by RNA polymerase II.